This is a messenger RNA of Eimeria necatrix, 4329 nucleotides long. RefSeq lists its product as hypothetical. Gene Ontology annotation, molecular function: protein binding. Bases 1 to 4329 code for a protein of 1442 amino acids. The transcript has 9 exons. The record is from RefSeq and is a predicted model, not a curated record. NCBI's taxonomy places the organism in Eukaryota, Apicomplexa, Conoidasida, Eucoccidiorida, Eimeriidae.
AUGGGAUUUUACAGUCGGUAUGAAAGCACUGGAAACCCACGGUUCUUUGAGGUAUACGGCAGCAGCGCGCGGCUGGCGUUUAGUCGCCACUUCGUCGUGGCCCAUGUGGACGGCUUUCUCUACGUACUAGACAAAUAUUUCUGCAUAUCGCGUCUUGUCCCAGCCCGUGCGAAGAGUCCUGGCCCAACACCUCACACACGGGGAGCCUCUACUAGGGCACCGGUUAGGGGAGCCAACUGGGAAGCAAAUCGCAAUGCCGGAGAGGACGAUGGCAGGCCGUUAACUUCGGAGCAAGCACCUCCAGAUGAUUGUGGGAAUCAACCAUGUGUUGACGAGGAUCCCCCCGAAGGAGGACAGUUACUUCUCCCAGUCCGAAUUGCGGAUGUCUUUUCAACUCUAUUCCGAACUGACAGACCCGUUUUCUCCCAGCUACUAACCGGUUGCAACCAAUAUGAUCAGCGACAGCUCCAGGAGCUACGCCAGAAGAGUCUUCUACUGAGCAACCGUCACGAUGGGUACUUAUAUCUUUUUCUCAAGAAGUUCUUGAUACGCAUCUCAUUGAGAGGCACAGUUACCGUGGUAGGGGACCUACUGAAGCUGGCAGUGGCCGCUGCGAGUCGUAUUCGUGCUAAUUGCUCGCCGGAUACCACUUUUGGAGGGGUAACUGCGUCAGUUCCGCCCUCACAUCUUGUGGUCCACAAUGCUUUAGUGAGGCGGAGAAGAGGCCUCUCCCCAGUUCGUCAAUUGUGCAGCGUCCGUCAACUUUGCCGCGAGAUGGGCCAUGAAGAGAGCUUUCACCACGGUAGACUUGGUGUGGUCACACGAGACUGUGAGAACAGCGCACAGACUCACCUAACUUUAACUGGAGAAGAGCAUAUUGGGUCUCCUUCCUCAGAGAAUGCAAUUCCACAACUGUGGCAGUAUUUGAUGAGUGUGCACGAGAGACUGCAGCUGUGUAACGCAUCAGAGCAAUCAACAUUAGAGCAAUCGACAGGCAUGUCAAGUGCAACAAAGCGCCUGCAAGAAUUCUCCGCUUGCCAAGGGGAAAACUGGGAAGUAAACAACUGCUGUAUCGAUGGUGAAGGCCACUGCUUUUUCACUGUUGCUCGCAAGAAGUUUGCAUCUCCAGUCGAAGAAAGAGGAAUGAUCUUCUGUUUGGACACGAAAGGCCCUGCAGUCCGCGUCAGAGCUCUACGCUUUGGUCGAGGGAUCACCCAAAAUGCUGUGAUUAGCCUCUCGUUAGCAGCCCAUCCCAAAAGUGGAUGCAUUCUCAUGGUUGCAAAGAGUGCUUCAGAAGUUCGUAACGGCUCACUGAACCCUGUUACUGCCCCUAUGUUUCCAUCACCCGGAAGUAGCGAUCUACCAAGAGAUGAGGCUGUUGCAAGGGAGGCUUCGUACGGAUGGCGUGGCCCCUCAGACCGUCCAGCGAUUGAGAGAAGAAAACCCUCUAAUGCGGUAGGCGAGGAGGGGGAAUUCGUGGCAGAGUCGAGUUCAGCUGGAGCUAUGCCGCGCGGCGUACCCCUAUCUGCCCCCGACACAAGGGCUGUUGGCCAAAGCAUGCAGGGCCCGCAGCAGAGCAACGGCAACAGAUCGCAACGAAGCCGUAACCAAAUUCCAGAAUGUCGGCCUCAUCAAAACGAGGUUGAUAUAUCUCCCACAGACACAAUUGACAAUAUAGAUGUGGAUCACGCGCAGCACACUGUGGCUAGAGAUAAUGUUUCCACGAGUAACUGGGCAUCGUCAUCGUCGGGCAACUUCGCAGCUACGCGUGGGCAGUCAAGUACAGCGCAGGAUGAUGGGCAGCAAGCGCUUGAUGGAGCGGAAAUGCAAGCAGCACCAGACGAACAUAGUACAUGGUGGUUUUGCCCUUGCGACAACGACCCAACUUUUUUUUUUCCAGUCGCGGAGUGCAUCGACGAUGAGGCGAUCCACAAGGCAGCGCAGUCCAUUUGCCGCCAGUUUCGAGGGAAUUCAAGCAGCAGCGUAUGCCGGACAUGCUUCGAAGACGAUGGUGAAACCACCAUACGGGAUGCGAAAUUCGCGGCUACAGCAGCACGCACGGCAGAGCUAACGAUAAUGGCAACAGCGCAAGCUCAAAGACAGCGGAAAUGUGGCGUCGGACUAAUGCAGGCUGCAUCAGCUGCAGAAACCGAUGGGAUGAGCGAAUCCCUAGAUGCUGAAGAGGCGCUGCGUGCUGCUGCCUCUCAGGCUAUCAAGGAAGCCGCUUUGGCCGCAUCCCGCGUUGAAUCUGCAAAACGCAGUGGGUACAUUUUGUGGCAGCCUGGUGUGAAGGUUCGACGGCCGAAGACAAAAGAAGAAGCAAUCAGUUUUGGAUCAGCAAUACUUAUCCGUGUGCGUAUAACAGAGCGCGUGAAGGAAUCCCGCCCAAGGUUGUCAGCAGGACCAUCGAAUCGUUUGCGACCGGUAAACGCGUUUGAUUCCAUUACUGGCGAACUGAUAGCCGUCAUCAGCCAAGAUGCACGGCAUGUAGAAGUGCGUGACGCUCUUCCUUCGCCGUUGGGCCUGAUUGUUGUCCCAGCCGAGGCUGCAAACCGCAUAGUUAAGCAGCAGCCUGAUGGUGCUUCCGGAAGAGUAACAAGUCGCAACAGUCUUUCACUCACUUCGUUUCUGGCCUCCUUUCUUUCGGGAAGCCCAGCUGCUGCCUCUGAAAGGGACGAUCUGGGUGGUGCGACCACUCCCCCUGUCCAAGGUGGCAUUGAAGAAUUCAGGUCCCUUGCUGCUGAUGGACAGCUGAACGAAUUCCCUUCGGCUGGGGGAGCAGCUCCCCUGUCUGCUUUUGCAUUGCCGGACAACAUCUACCAGCGAUCAAUCCCAGCCGUGAAUAUUGUAUUUCUUGUUGACACUUUGCGCGUGUGUCGAUUUGUGGACACGUAUCCUGCACAUGACAAGAAGAAUGAUGAUGAACAGGUACAUGUCCGGGACCAACGCUUACUAGGCCUUGCAGAUGCAGCAGGUGUUGUGGAAGAGCCUUUCUUUGAUUCCCUUGGCGAUUUACACAAGUCCGAGACGAGCGUUUUGCAUCAAGCCGCCGUAUUCGGAGAUGAUUUUGUCAGUUGUGCAAAAGACGGUUCCGUUCCUGAGUCGAGAAACGACAAUUUGUGCACAUGUGGAACCGCGAGCAAGCAUUAUGGAGGCUGUGACGUUCCCGGUUUACAUUCACAGUUUUCCGAUGUGACUCUUCUUUGCGCGGGUGGCUGCGAAAUACCGUCUCAUCGCGCUUUGCUGGCGGCGCGUUGUUCAUUUUUCGAGGCCAAGCUAACGCGCCCACACUGGGAAGCUCAGGGGCCCGAUAAAGCUGUGAUUGACUUGCGCGCCUUCUUAGGCUCAGUCGUUGCAGCGACUGUACGGUUCUUCGAGACGGGCUACUUUAUCAUUCCUCCUUCAUGCUGCUGCCGGCACUGUUGUGUUGAACAAGGGAGCCGUGUCUACUCAUACCAGGCUCCAACGCAAAGAGGUCUCCCGCCAUAUGAGUCUCAUUGUUGUUGCAAGGUAGACUGGGUUCUGCAAGCCUACACAUUUGCGUCGUACUGUCUUCUUCAAGAUCUGAAGGCUGAGCUACUCGCUGUCCUGGCCCGCCUGAUAUCUCAGCGCACGUGUUUGUAUGUGCUAACUCACCCAGCUGUGCGUAACCAGCAACAGAUAUUACAGCUUGCUGCUCACCAGCUUGUGUUUCACAUGCCAAUGCCGAGCCUCCUUCUUGAUGUAAGGCACUGCGCAGAAGCGGAUUUGGAGUCGACUGACGACGCUUCACAAAGUGCCAAAGCAGAGUCCGCUAUACGAGGAGAUGCGGAGCUUCAACAUAGGAGGAAGCCCAUGCUUCCUCUUUUGCUUAUUGACGGAAUCUACGACGCUGUAAUAAAGGCCCUCAGUGCUUGGGUCUUGGACUCUAAAAAGAACAUCAUUUUGUUCUCGAAAUUGCACUUUGUUCAAAAUGGUGAAGCAGCGCCACCCACUAUGCGACCGCGCCAGCUACUGGUGUUGCUUGCUCUCAGACUUCUGCAAGAGAGUAUAGUCGCGCCUUCAUCUAGCAUCAGCAUGGGCAGGGAUCCACCAAGCAGCCCAUACGGGGCAUUCAGGAGCACAUUCAUUUGGGAGUCCAGUCGGUCCGUCACAGAGAGCAGCUGGCUGCCUUCUUGGGACUUCCAAAUGGAAAGUAAUUCUCUACUCGUUCCGUUGCGCGACUCGCGUGACGCAGUGCGUCACUUCUUGUUUAGAGACAUCGUGCUUUUAUGGGGUAAAGUGCUACACGUUCCUGAAGAAGAGGCGAAGGCUGUGGCGCAGGGCCUGGAGGAUUCGUGCCUUCCGUAG